AUGUUCCCCGAGAUGAUCAACCGCUUGGUCCUUGACGGCAACAUAAACCCCAACGAAUGUUACCGUGGCCAUGACUACGGGCAGUUUGCCGACGCGGACAAAGCGUUGAGUGCCAGGUUCAAGUCCUGUGUCACCAACACAGCCACGAGUUGCGCCCUGGCUCGAAGUAACAAGAACACAAGAGCUACUCAGUCGGAAAAGAUGGUGUAUACUCUAUUCGACGACCUUAAUGACCACCCCAUACCCUUCAAUGACACCCUCAUCGACUACUCCAUGGUCAAGACCCGGAAUCUCAUCCGCUUUACGGAAAGCUGGGACAUCUUGAAGAAACUUGGGUCCGGAUCUGACCUCGAAGUUGAAGCGAUGACUGCCAUUUGGUGCGGUGAUAAGAGUCCCAGGGUUGGAUCGCUGGACGACUACCUACCCAUCACGGAGCGCCAGUUCAACGAGAGCAGGUUCCUCUGGGAUAGAAUCCCCGCCAAGGAGCAGUAUUCCGGCGGCUUCAAUGUGAAGACGAGACACCCUAUGCUGUUCCUCGGGAACACGGCUGAUCUGGUCACGCCGCUCGCCGCCGCCCGGAAUGUUUGGGGGGAUGUGAUGACGGCCUACUUUGCCAACGGGACUUCGCCUCGGGCGGGAACAGUUCGCGAAUUGGACCAGCCCAUCUUUCAUUAA
Messenger RNA from Colletotrichum orchidophilum, 675 nucleotides. Its product is annotated as TAP domain-containing protein. The record is from RefSeq and is a predicted model, not a curated record. Lineage: Eukaryota; Fungi; Ascomycota; Sordariomycetes; Glomerellales; Glomerellaceae. The transcript is spliced from 5 exons. Bases 1 to 675 code for a protein of 224 amino acids.